Molecule: messenger RNA, 537 nt
Organism: Necator americanus (New World hookworm)
Lineage: Eukaryota; Metazoa; Nematoda; Chromadorea; Rhabditida; Ancylostomatidae
Exons: 2
Coding region: 1-537 (178 amino acids)
Source: RefSeq, a predicted model, not a curated record
AUGCGAAGAGCAGUGUCCCGCCGAUGUCAUUUUAGCGCCAUCUGCACCUCUCCUGGUGAACCUCGAGUAGCCGACGAUGUAGCAACAUCUGCUUUCAGCAGUGUGGAGUUGAAGUUGUCAACUUUGUAUCGAAAUUACCUGCAGCUUACGGAAUGCGACUCGGCUCUGAAAAAUGAAAGCAGAAACUUUGAAACCGCUUUUGGCUCUCUUCAUCGAGGCCAUCAACUCAAUGCGCUCUACGCCGAUAGAGUAUCAGGAGAGUUCGUUCCCUUGUUUAUUGACAUGAAUCAGCGCACAACAGCUGCAGAUCGAACACCUGCCGAGUGUACAACACCGUUUGCAAUGGCAACUGGAGCAGAACAACAGGCAGUUGCAGGACUUCGGACCUGCCUGUUCAACUUUGCCAUCAGUGACAUCAUGCGAAAAGCAGUCGAUCAGUGUUCUGAAAACAUCGUCUUAGCCAGCCGAAGAGGUGACAUCAGAUGUCCGGGAGCGGAUCGAUGCGAUCAACCUAGCGCAACGUAUCGCGAAUUUUAA